Salvelinus fontinalis (brook trout) is the source of this 7685-nucleotide messenger RNA. It is a transcript of the gene usp36, whose product is annotated as ubiquitin specific peptidase 36. Bases 141 to 3659 code for a protein of 1172 amino acids. NCBI's taxonomy places the organism in Eukaryota, Metazoa, Chordata, Actinopteri, Salmoniformes, Salmonidae. The transcript has 20 exons. Gene Ontology annotation, biological process: protein deubiquitination; regulation of apoptotic process. Gene Ontology annotation, molecular function: cysteine-type endopeptidase activity; cysteine-type deubiquitinase activity. Gene Ontology annotation, cellular component: cytosol; nucleus. The record is from RefSeq and is a predicted model, not a curated record.
GUCAUGCUUGCCCACACCCUCUCAGAAUGCAGCAUGGGGGAAAUAAUGUAACACAAUUAAGGAACUGUAGCCAGGCAGAGUGUCUUUAUCGCCAAACAGUCGUCGUUUUCGGAUGAUUGAACUUAAGUGAUGCUCAAACGAUGCCUAUAGUGGACAAACUCAAGGAGGCCCUGAAGCCCGGCCGGAAGGACUCCUCGGCGGGCGAUGAUAGCGACCUCAAUAAGCUGCUGGCCUCCUCGGCCAAGAAGGUCCUGCUGCAGAAGAUUGAGUUUGAGCCGGCCAGCAAAGGCUUCUCCUAUCAGCUGGACAGUCUCAAGACCAAAUAUGUGAUCCUCAACCCCCGCGGCAGUGAGGGGGCCGCGUCGGGUCAGAGGGCCAGCACAGAGCCCACUCAGAUCAAGAGGCAAGUUUCAGACAACCAGUGUGGGGGCCAGAGUGAUGGGAUCCCCGCCCCGCAGAAGAUGCUCUUCCCUGGGAACAGACUCUCCAUGCGUUGGGAGCGUGUCUACCGGGUGGGAGCCGGCCUCCACAACCUGGGCAACACCUGCUUCCUUAACUCCACUGUGCAGUGUCUCACCUACACACCGCCCCUGGCAAACUAUCUACUCUCCAAGGAGCACAGUCGUGCCUGUCACCAGUCGGGUUUCUGUAUGAUUUGUAUAAUGCAGAACCACAUCAUCCAAGCCUUUGCCAACACGGGAAAUGCCAUCAAGCCUGUCUCCUUCAUCCGAGACCUAAAAAAAAUUGCCAGGCACUUUCGAUUCGGUAGCCAGGAAGACGCCCAUGAAUUUUUACGCUACACCAUCGAUGCCAUGCAGAAAGCCUGUCUGAACGGCUACCCCAAGUUAGACCGGACGACACAGGCCACCACAUUGGUCCACCAGAUAUUUGGAGGUUACCUCAGGUCACGAGUUAAGUGUUCCAUUUGCAAAAGUGUGUCGGACACGUACGACCCUUACUUGGACAUUGCUGUGGAGAUUCGACAAGCAGCAAAUAUCGUCCGAGCCCUGGAGCUCUUUGUCAAGCCCGACGUGUUGAGUGGAGAGAACGCCUACAUGUGUGCCAAGUGUAAGAAGAAAGUUCCGGCAACAAAGCGAUUCACAGUCCACCGAACGUCCAAUGUUCUGACCCUGUCUCUCAAGAGGUUUGCCAACUUCAGUGGAGGAAAAAUCACCAAGGACGUUGGCUACCCAGAGUUUCUGAACAUCCGCCCUUACAUGUCUCAGAGCACGGGCGACCCGGUCAUGUACGGCCUCUAUGCUGUCCUGGUGCAUUCUGGGUACAGCUGUCAUGCUGGCCACUACUACUGCUAUGUCAAGGCCAGCAACGGGCAAUGGUACCAGAUGAAUGACUCGAUGGUCCAUUCCAGUAACAUCAAAGUAGUCCUCAAUCAGCAAGCCUACGUCCUAUUCUACCUGAGGAUCCCAGAGACCAAGAAGAACGUGGAUGGCCAGAUCACCAAGCAGGGAAUGGGGAAGAACGUAGCGAUGUCAGAGCAGUUCAGGAAGACCAACCUCAACAGACCCCUGUCCUCUCCGCAGGUCACCAAGGUAUGGGACAGACUGGCAGAACGCUCCAUCAUCAGAAUGUUUGAAAGCAAUACGAAACUGGACCCUUUCCAGCUGCGUAAGAUUCAGUCCGUAGAGGGCGGCCUGGGCAUACCCGUGUCUAGGAACGGCUCCAACGGCUCCCAGCAGCCCAACAAGAUGUCCAACGGGACGUCGUCCUCCGCCCACGCCCCCACCAGGAUACCCGGCGGACCCAUGCUGAUCGAAGAGCCCUUCAAGAGGCUGAAGAAGCCCUGUUUUCCUCAGCAGGCGCGCAGCAGCACCCCCGCCCCCUCCAACGGUGUGGGCAGCAGGUCGGACGGCGGAGACCGGAGGCACGGGAACCAAGGAGCCAGGGGCCUGGCCGCAUCUACCUCACUCAAGUCCCUGUCAGACUCCUCCUCGGCAGACACCUCCGACUCCAAGGAUUCCAUGGGUACCAAAAGUGCGCCGGUUGGUGUGACGUCCACCCCCCCUAGGAACGUCUCGAACGGCAUGGCCUCCCCUGCCAAGAGUGUGGAGCGCGUGGGCACGGAGGAGCAGAAGACAGUCAAGCUAAAACCCCUGGUCCUCAACAACAUCACAUCUUCACCCACCAGCACCACGUCUCCCCCGCCCGCCAAGAAAUUGGCCCUGUCGGCCAAGAAGGCCAGUCGCAGCCGGAGUCCGAGCAGCACUGAGGCUCAACACCCCCACCUGCCACGCCAUCCGUCCAGUGACCGCACGCAUCCUGCUCAACUUAACAACCUCACCUCCACCUCACCCACUCACAGUCACAGGGUUGGUCCAUUCCAUUCACCCAAACUGCAAUCUCCACCCACAGCCCACCAUGUCCACUCAGGCAUCCCAUCUAAGCAUCAGAGUCCCCAGAAAUCAAACUCCACCCUCUCUCCAAAAACCAAUGGGCUUCAGACCCACCUUCCAAAGAGCCCUAAACCUACUAAGACCCCCAGUCUGUCAGCGCCUGGCCCAAGCAGUUCCGCCACCUCCUUAAAGAAGAAAAAGAAGAAACGGCGUCACUCUGAGAUGGAAGGCGGAGAGCGAGAGCCAGCACUGGCCUACGUCAUCCCAGACAUCCCCGCUGAGCCCGAACUGAUCGAACCUGCCAGUGAGAGGAAGAGGAGGAAAAGGAGAAAGAAGAGGAAGAGGGAGAAAGAGGAUGGAGAUACAGCCGAGAACCACAGGGAAAGGGUUCAGUCUCAUCUGGAGGCUUCGCCGCCGGCCCAAGAGGAGGACUGGUGUCAGGGGGGAUCAUGGCGACUCAGCCCCCCUGACAAAAGAGCCCUGGAACAACCAAAGCAGCCCCAUCCCCAGCCUGAGAGUAAGCUCCAGUUGGUUUCAGUGGUUCUCCAGUGUGACGCGAAACAAGGAGAGCAGAGUAUGGACACUGUGACCAUGAUGAAGAGGAGGAGGAGGAAGAAGAAAAGGAGAUUGGAGGAGGGACCGGAGGAAGCGACAUCAACACGUUCUGUUUCAGAAAGUUCUGGGAUGAAGGACACGGUUGUUGAAAACGGCGCUGGGGAUUCUACUGCGCCAAAGAAGUUAAAAAAGCGCAGGCUAAAAGAAGAGGUGAAACAGUGGGAGGAAAGCAGACGUUGUUGCUUCGACGACCAGAGGAGCGACACUGAAGCAGCGGAGGCCCUUCCUAAGAAGGGCACCGUGGAGAGCACCGCUGGAGUGAUCGUGUGGGACAGCCAGGUUAAGGAUGGCUACAAGCGCUCCAAGGCCCCCGCUGCAGAAGCAGCAGAGGGUGGGCCUGGGGAUGUCCCCCGCCCAGCCACCAUGGUCUGGGAUGGCAAGAGGAGUGGUGGAGUGGUUGAGGAGCUCCUGAAGAACUCUUUGGACAAAGCCUAUGGAACCCAAGUCCUCAGCUGGGAGGGAGAGGCAUCCGCCAUCAGUAGGGAUGCCAUUGACGACACCCGCGAUGCCAGAACCGACACGGUGAUUGACGAGUGGGACGAGGACUUUGACAGUGGAAAGGUGAAGAAAAUGAAAAAGUAUAAGCGAGAGAAGAGGAGGAGCGGCAAUAUCUUCCAGAAGAUCCAGGACCGGCGGAGCAUGUGGUCGGUCACACCCGGCGCUAAGAAGACCGGCUUUGGAUACCGUCACUGAGAGCCAACCAGAAUGGAUGUUUGGAUACCGUCACUGAGAGCCAACCAGAAUGGAUGUUUGGAUACCGUCACUGAGAGCCAACCAGAAUGGAUGUUUGGCCACAUACAGUACAACUGAACUGAAGUGACGUCACGUGACGCCACUGUAACAAUGUUACUCUUUUUUGAUUGUUUGGCGGUUCAUACCCUGAUUGCAAUACGAGAGACCAUGGCCAGUUGACAGAACACACCUUUCGGAGAGAUAAUGACCAUCUUUGAUCUGUGUUGGUCUCUUCACUGUAGAACUUACCGCAAGUCUUCCUUUGAUGACCGAGUCUGGUGAGCUGACCAACACGGGCUGUGAUGUUACCAUCGUCAGCCAGGGUUCAGCAACAAUGAGUUGACCAUUGCUUCUACACCGUUGUCUCAGAUGGAUAUGAAAAUAUUGUUCCGUCAAUGGUGCUCAAGCUGCUCAUGGAAUAUGAUGGAUUUACCGUACUGUGAUGCUGCUGAGCUUCCAUCUGUGGUAAUAACAUGACACUAUGUUAUGAAUUCAGAACAAGUCAUGUCAGGAAUUCUCAUAUUUGGACAUUUUACAUGGUUGGGCUACUCUAGGGGACGGUUCUGGGAUUUUCUAGCCGGUAUCAAAGGAUGUGGCAUGCACCAUAGAGCAUUUAUCUGUGUGAAAGGAUGAGGUGAGAGAUUUUGUAUAAUGUAUGCUAGAUAACCCUUACCCAUCAGCUAAAUGUAUUGAAACCUAUGAGGGAGACACUUGGGUUGUGUUCAGGUGGGCGAAACGUUCAGAACUUUGAAUUAUAGUAAUGUAUAGAGCUGAAAUGACUUCCUAUAAAAAAUCAUUCUGUUCUACACAAUCUAUUUCUCUGAACAUUCUAAAAUGUUGCAACCAGUGAUUUAGUGUAUAAAAAAAAUUGGGUUGGCAAACGUUGAUCGCCGUUCUUGCUGAGUAAAGCAACACUCCCUAUACGUUCAAUGCAUUUUUCCUCAAACGGUGGGUAAAAUACAAAAACAUACGUAAAUGUAAUUUACGUGCGUUUACCCUCUACUACACCACUGGUUCCAACCGUUGUACUGUUGCAGACUGGGCCAUCUGCAGGACAGUGGGCCAAUAGAGGUGAAUGCUCUGAAUACUGUUCUCCUGACUCAUAUGGCCUAUUCUGUAUGUGAAGACGUGUGGUGACCAUCUCGCGCUUAUCACCAUCAGCACAAUCACCAAGUCACCUUUAAAAGAUCCGAAACAUGAACAGGACCGCAGAUGGUGAAACCAUCAUAACUGAUUUGUUUAAUCCCAUCCUCUCUCUCUUAGUCUGAAUGAUUGAUGCUUUUAUGUUUUCUAAUUCUGUGUGAUUUCUUUGCCACAAUGCCUUCUUGGUAUGUUCUACAUGCCUUCUUGGUAUGUUCUACAUGCCUUCUUGGUAUGUUCUACAUGCCUUCUUGGUAUGUUCUACAUGCCUUCUUGGUAUGUUCUACAUGCCUUCUUGGUAUGUUCUACAUGCCUUCUUGGUAUGUUCUACAUGCCUUCUUGGUAUGUUCUACAUGCCUUCUUGGUAUGUUCUACAUGCCUUCUUGGUAUGUUCUACAUGCCUUCUUGGUAUGUUCUACAUGCCUUCUUGGUAUGUUCUACAUGCCUUCUUGGUAUGUUCUACAUGCCUUCUUGGUAUGUUCUACAUGCCUUCUUGGUAUGUUCUACAUGCCUUCUUGGUAUGUUCUACAUGCCUUCUUGGUAUGUUCUACAUGCCUUCUUGGUAUGUUCUACAUGCCUUCUUGGUAUGUUCUACAUGCCUUCUUGGUAUGUUCUACAUGCCUUCUUGGUAUGUUCUACAUGCCUUCUUGGUAUGUUCUACAUGCCUUCUUGGUAUGUUCUACAUGCCUUCUUGGUAUGUUCUACAUGCCGCCUUGGUAUGUUCUACAUGCCGCCUUGGUAUGUUCUACAUGCCUUCGUGGUAUGUUCUACAUGCCUUCGUGGUAUGUUCUACAUGCCUUCGUGGUAUGUUCUACAUGCCUUCGUGGUAUGUUCUACAUGCCUCCGUGGUAUGUUCUACAUGACUUGAUGAAACUGACCCACUGUGGCUGCUGCUGACACAUUUACAUAUUCUGAUUGUACUCUUAUUUUACAAGCAUGAAUUUGGAGGGGGAAACAGUCACAUGCCUGUCCCAAGCAGACAAAAGGCCUCCAUCUUUAGUUGAAUCUUGUUGAUUAUUGUAUGCAUGAUGGUGGUAUUUGAAGUUUCCUGUAUCAGAAUAUUCAGUUCUGCAUCCCUAAUGGUUUGUUUUCCUGGGGGAAUUGAAUUUGACGCUUCUGAAGAUGAUGUCAUUUGGUAGAUGUGUCAGAAUAGAAAAAUGUCAUGGUCGAUUAACACCUAGUGAUGCUGGAAUAUGAAUUGCCCCUACAUCAGCUAAUUGCAAAGUUCGUAGGCGGAUGUCUCUACCCCUAGGUCAAGUUGGGGACUGUAACGAUAAUGUAAAGGCUUUGCCUGUUUGUAACACCACAUAAUCCACCUUUUUAAUGUAUUAGACAUAUCAUUGUUUCAUCUGCUUUCUAAUCCAUUUGCUCUCUUUCUGGUAAAUCGUACCAUUCUGUUUUGCAAAAGAGAAUGAGUGUGAUUCUGGGUGGGUGGGUUGUAUUGGGAACUUUUUCAACCCUAGACAUCUACAGUAGGUCAUGAGUGGAGCUAAUUGCUCAUCUCUUCUGCUCGUUAUUCCCAAAAUGUCAAGUCCCUGGUCUGUAACUAAAAGUUGGGUUGGUGACCAUCGUUUAGUAAUGCUCCAUCACCAGUGGAAUUCAGCUUUGUUGUGCAUCAUGUGUUUUCUGAAUGAAUUUUGGGACUCAAUAUGAACCAACAGUUCUUUCUUUGUGUUCUAUCCCAGAUAAAGAGUUACAUGUAGGCUGGUCCCAGAUCUGUUUGUGUGGUUUGGCCAACACCUAGGGCCAUUGUAAAUGCAGCACAGACAUCUGGGGCAAGGCUAGAUGACAUGCGUUGCCCCAGGCCUUGUUAGUUUGACGUUGAUGUAUAUGCUAUUAGUACAUGAUCGUCUCAAUCUGUACUCUCUCUAUGCAAAUCACCCACAGACAGUCCAACUAACUGGUCAUCUGGAACAUCCCCCAACCUUACAACCCUCAUGUACAACCAACCUUCUAGCCAAGUCCACAUUUUAUUACACCCCACCACCAUGUUUAUCCUGAGGAGGCUGUUUUCUACCAGUAGAUUUGGGAGGGGGAAAACAUGGGAUCUUCCACUUUAUCUGGGCACCGAUUUGAUAAAUAGAUCAUGAAUGAUAGUCCUUAAACAAAAGCGCUUUGCCAGUGUAGAAGAUUGUACAGUCCACCUGGUGUUUCCCAUGCUUUCCCCGUCAUCCCUGCGUAGACCUAGCCUCGUACAAACCAUCCUGAUCUGAUCGUCUACACGGAAACAGAAUGCAAGCUUGUGAGAUCAGGAUGAUUCGUACGAGGCUAGUGUAGUUCUAUCCACCCAUUGACUUUCAUUCUAGAGAUGUCAGCUUUAACAGUAUAGUUAAUUGAUAAGUAAUUUAAAGAAACGUUUCACAAAUCUUUAAUGUACUAUAAAAUAUACAGGUAAUCUGUAUUUGGGUUGGUGGGGGAUUGUGAAACUUGAAAUAAUUUUUUGCAGAUGGAUGUUCAUAUGUGCGAGUUUCAUACGAUGACACCUUGUUACUGUAGUGUCAUACAGUAUGAGAGCAGUUUCUUGUUGCUGUAGUGUCAUACAGUAUGAGAGCAGUUUCUUGUUACUGUAGUGUCAUACAGUAUGAGAGCGGUUUCAUCACCAGUUCCAUUGAAUGUGUUUAAUGUUGACUGUGAAAUUAGCUUUAGGACAUGUUCGAUUCUCAAGGGAACUGACACGGGGACAUUAUUCUGGUGUGACUGAUCCACGUCAUAUUUGCAUUGAUGGUUCUAUAUCUUGCACCGCCUUUUCAGACCAAGGAGAGACAUUUCAUAAUGAAAAGUGACUCUUACCAAAAUGGAUAAUGUAAUUAGCUAUACAGGUGCAAUAAAGUUAUGACUUUGUGAAAA